GUCCCAGUUUGUGGAUUUAUUCCGUUCCGAUAACACGAUUUAUAAUCAUAUCGUCGUCGCUUCGUUACCGUACCCGCGGUGCACACCCGAAACCAUAACAGCAGUAGCGUAUCGUCGCACGUCAACCGCACGGCCAACAUGUGCGCGUCGCGUAAACGGGUGGGCGCGUCCAUCGUGGUCGCUUUGUGCGCGAUGUGUUCGCUGAAGGCGACGGCAGCGGCGGCGCACGGCGGCGCGGAACAAUCGCCCACCGAACAGGUGGUCGGCGCGCAACAGCUACCGGUGCCGCCGUCCAUCGCGGCCGCGCAACACCACGCCAGGAACGACGACACGGCCAACAUGGAGCUCCUCAAACAGGUGCUGACGAAGAAAUGUCUGCAUCGGUACACGAUGACCUGCCUGAAACUGGACUUGGUGCGGCUGAUCGACCGACUGGGAACGGCUAGAGCCUAUCAACUAGUACCGGGGGUGUCACUGAUCAGGGCGCAGGCGGACGGUAACCACAACCAGCAGCAGCAGCAGCAACAGCAGCAACAGAGCCGUAGUAUCGGUAUACCGCCGGACGUGAUUAGGUCGCUGGUCCGGGGCAACGAGUCCGCCGAAGAGCUGGACGGGUAUCUGAUGGAAAAAGUCGACGCGUACCUCAAUUCCCUGUCCAUCAGCGUCAAGCUGGUCGACUCGGCCGUCGUGGAGAACGUGCGCAAGCUCAGCAGCCAAAUGCUGGUCAACAUACUGCCCAGCGGCCUGCUGGAGACCGGACGGGGCAAAAAGAACGGGAUGCAUGCGGCCCUGUGGUCGGCCGGCACGCUGGCGGCUAUCGCGUUCGCGGCGCUGGCCGCCAUGUCCGGCAAGGCGCUGAUGACGGCCAUGCUCGCGCUGGUGCUGGCGGCCGUGUGCGCGCUCAAGGGCCAAGGCGGCGGCGGCGGCGGCGGCGGCGGCUACGGCAAGACGUCGCACUACGAGAUCAUCACCAAGCCGGCCAUCUACGACCACGAUCACUUGGUGCACGGGGCCUCGUACUCGUCCGCGCCGUACAGCUACGCCCGUCACCUGACCAUGGACGAGGGCGGCGCCGCGUACCACUUGCAGGGCCACGUACACGUCGACCAACCACCACAUCGCGUGACCGUCGUGCACGCCGCACCGGCCGCAGCCGUCCACUCGUCGUCGUCGUCGUCGUCGUCGUCGUCGUCCGACGACAGCCCGUCCGGCCCCGGUCGUCCCGCUUCCAGCUUGACCGGCGACGAGGACGCGGACGACGAGGCCACCGUCGGUCACAUGUCGUACCCGUUGUCGCCGAUCGCCUACAUACCGACCAACAACACUUGACGCGACACUGCGCAUGCUGACCGCUUCGACACCGUCGUCAUCGCGUCGUAAGAACCCGACGCCGUUUACUGGUAUUUCAUUCUUUCCCUACGACGCGUGUUCUUUAUUUAUGUGUUUGUAUGAUUUUUUAUUUAUUCGUUUAGUUUAUUUAUUUAUUUAUUUGUUUGUUUAUUUAUUUAUCUAAACCUCCCACCCUUCUUAGUCCUCCACACAUUUGCCGUUCGUCCGUGUAAUAAAACUAUAUUUUUCUGUACAUUACAACUACCGGUUUUUGUGUGUA
This is a messenger RNA of Sipha flava (yellow sugarcane aphid), 1609 nucleotides long. RefSeq lists its product as uncharacterized. The coding region runs from base 139 to 1329 and encodes 396 amino acids. The record is from RefSeq and is a predicted model, not a curated record. NCBI's taxonomy places the organism in Eukaryota, Metazoa, Arthropoda, Insecta, Hemiptera, Aphididae. The transcript is spliced from 3 exons.